This is a messenger RNA of Oreochromis niloticus (Nile tilapia), 2420 nucleotides long. RefSeq names its product butyrophilin-like protein 10. Gene Ontology annotation, biological process: T cell receptor signaling pathway; regulation of cytokine production. Gene Ontology annotation, molecular function: signaling receptor binding. NCBI's taxonomy places the organism in Eukaryota, Metazoa, Chordata, Actinopteri, Cichliformes, Cichlidae. The transcript is spliced from 3 exons. Gene Ontology annotation, cellular component: external side of plasma membrane. The record is from RefSeq and is a predicted model, not a curated record. The coding region runs from base 94 to 609 and encodes 171 amino acids.
CGGAGUGAUCUUCAUCCCAAAUCUGUCCACCUACAGCGAGAAGGAAGAGAUGAUUUUGGAGGGCAAAACCAGCGUUACAGCGGGCGCACAUCGAUGCGGUCUGAUGCUCUGGACACUGGAGACUUCAGCCUCACUCUGGGAAAACCUACAAAGACUGAGAGCAGCAACUACACCUGCUCCAUCAGUGAUGGACGAGAAGAACUGAGAGUGACAGAUAUACAACUGCAGGUCAAAGACUGUCUGGUGGAGGUAAAGGAGGGGGAGGAGUCUGUCCAGCUGCCCUUCAAAACCACAGGAAACCUGCCCGAAAAUGCCACAGUAGAGUGGGAAUACUGUGAACCUGAAUGUCGGAAGGUCCACGUGUAUGAGAACGGCUCUGACCAGCCUGACAAACAGGACGAGAAAUACAGAGGCCGAACAUCAAUGAAUGAAGACCUGCUGAAAACUGGUGACCUCAGUCUGACCCUGAAAGUGAAAGACCCCACAGAUGGAGACAGUGGGAGAUACAGAUGUGAAGUCAAGCGUGGCUGUAAACUUCUCAGAAGGAAAAUGCUGUUUCUCAAAGGGACAUCAGGAACAGAAGCAGCUCCAUUGAUCCGACUCCUCUGAUGGCUGAUCAAUCAGUUUGAUGUGUGUUUGAUUAAGAGUGAAGUUACUGUGGAGAGUGUUGAUCAAUCAGAUGAUGAAGAAGAGUCACAAGUUUACAGCUGAUCUGCUUGCUGGAAGUAUUUGGAAGAAAAACCUGGCUGACUGUUUAUGAAUGUUUAAAAACAAAUAGAAUUAUUUCACUGUUUCAUUGAUUAUUUAUUGGUUCCUCUCCUGCAGUUAUUUUAUCUGUCAGCCUCAUUGUUUCUGCAUUUUUUAAUACCAAGAAGCUUUUACUUAGUUUUAAAGUUACCACUUGCAUGUGGAAGGUCGUGAGUUCAGGUACAACAUGGGACAGUUUUCGCAAUGACAUCUUUUUUUUUCUAUAUAGUGAUUACACAACAACUUUACACAGAGGUCUUUAUUUUUCCUCACACAGAAAACUGUGAACAUUUUCAUGUGUACUAAAAGCUUCCCUGCUGCAGAGGGACGGCUUUACUACACACUGUGAAUGUUCUCCAGUAGUGAUGGUGAUGAGUGUUUCCAUGAGGUUGGAAUAGCUGCUGUCUCAGGAACAGCACACGUGUGACCUGUUAAAGUAGCUGUUUCAUGUAUUUAUUAUCCAUCUCACUUCCACUUUGUUAGUCGGCCUCUUUAUCACCAACUUUUUACCUCACAGUCGACCAAGUCCACCAUCAGGAACAGUCCCACUGGUAUUUCUCCAGAAAAAGUCUAGUCUAGUUAAUAUUAUGUUUAAAUGAACUAAAUAAUUAUUUAAUGUUGUACAUAUGUAUUUAAUUUAGGUAUUUUUGGUCUACAAUAUAACUGGAGAAAACUUUUUGGGAACUUUGGGGGAGUGAAAAUAAAUAUAGGGAAUGAAUUCACUGCACAGGCAUAUUACAUAUAUCCUAACCCAGUAGGCCUUUCUGUAAUAUGCCUGGCAGUAUCCAGCCUUCCUCCUCUCUGUCUGUCCGUCAGGAGGGGGAAGAGGAUGAUGAUGAUGACGAAGAGCUAGUUGAAUUUCCCCUUUGAUUCGUGACCUCAGUUUGCUUUUUAAAUACAGGCCUAAUCUUACAAACUCCUAAUCACAUAAAUACAGUCUACAUAAUGUCUCCAAUCUCAAAGUAAACCCAUUAUAGGCCACGUCUUACUUUACAGUUAACACUGUAUUCUUUAUUAUUUAUUACAUCUAAAAAUGUUCUAGUCCUGUUCAGCUGUAGACGUCAGUAAGUAAAGUAAGUAAAAUUUUAUUUAUAUAGCACCUUUCAAGAUAAAAUCACAAAGUGCUUUACAGAAGCAGAAAACAGACAUUAAAAUCCAAAGCAAAACAAAAUUAACCAAAAGCGAGUUUAAACAGAUACGUUUCUAACUGCUUUUUAAAAGACAUGACUGAGUCCACAGAUCUCAAACUCAAAGGAAGCGAGUUCCAGAGUCUGGGAGCCACUGAUGCAAACGCUCUGUCACAUUUUGUUUUUAACCUUGUAUGAGGGACAACCAGCAACCCCUGAUCACAGGACCACAGGGACCUGCUGGGGUGAUAAGAAAGAAGAAGAUCACUUAAGUAAGUUGGAGCUACACUGUGCAGGGCCCUAUAAGUCAUGAUUAUGAUCUUAAAUUGGACCCUGAGCUUGACAGGGAGCCAAUGCAGUUGAAUCAGCAGGGGAGUGGCAUGGGAGUGUUUGUGAUGCUUUGUCAGAAGCCUAGCAGCAGCAUUCUGAACACCCUGCAGUCGUUCCAGGGAGGCAUUACUUAAGCAAGUAAACAAGGAAUUACAAUAGUCUAAGCGGGAUGAAACAAAAGCAUGAAUAAUCAUUUCCAAUUCGGAACGUGACACA